AUGGUAUCUAGCCAGCGGCUCCGCUCGCACAAAACCUUCCUCACCACCUUGCGAGCCUUGCGCCCUGGCUUCCUCUGCCUGCCUUUCGACUCCAUUUCGCCCCUCGUUUCACACAUUGCCUUGACCCGCAACCGACACAAUGGCGCGGUCAUCUCCGUGUCGGGCUUCAACCCCGCACGCACCCACUUUGCCCUUGCCCUUCCAGCGCUAGGCGCGGCGGACAAGGUGCAGGUCUGGGACGUCGCUUCGGACUCUGUCGUCUCUGAAUGGGAGCUCCCCGGAGCUGCCAAGGCCACAGCGGUCUGCUGGUCUUCCAUCUCUGUUUCUGGGGCGACCAAGAAGCGGAGGCGAAGGAAGUCGGGCGCCGAGGGGUCGGGCGCUGACGAGGACGUCCUCCUCGUUGCGUCCACCAAGGGCGACCAGUCCAACCUGGUCGUCUACUUCCCCAACAAGGGCGAGGCUUUGAGGACCAUCUCGCUGCCAGCGAAGGCUACAGCGAUGUGGUCUGACGAGCACGGUGUGAUCAUCGCGACGGAGUCCAACCUCCUCGUGCUUGGUCCCGAGGCUGCGGCCAUUGCCCAUACUUUCGACUUGCCAUCAGCAGUCAAGGCACCAUCAGCCGUCGCUCUCCUCCCCACAUCCACUGGCGAGGAGCUGCACGCGAUCGUUGGCGCCAAAUCUGUUGUAGCAGUCCACCUGUCCACCACCUCAUCCUCCAUCACCCACACCUCUUCCCCCCUCCCCGUGUCGACGACGUCGGUCACCUCGUUGCAACCAUUGCCAAACACACAACAAGGCGCGUCCUUCCUUGUCGUGUGCGAGGAGGACCGCACGGUCAAUCAGUACACCUUCCCCAGUUCACCAACAGCUGCACCAAAACUGUCGUACCGCUACACCUCGCCAACAUUAUCACCAGUGCAUUCAGUGGCGCUGUCCGACGAGUUUGUGGCUGCCCUGCACUGUGACGGCGAGAUCUCUGUCUUCGCUGUUGCUCUGACCGACCUCGACCUCGCCCGGCCAAAAUCGAACAACAAGCCGUCCAAGGUGAAGCUUGUCGAGGGCAAGGAGGAGAAGAUCGCCAGCAUUUGUCGCAUCGAGUUUGCACCGGUCGAUGAUGGUGCGCCGGCCGUGCUGUCGUGCGGUCGCAUGGUCGGCGGUGGCCGCGUGAAGUGGUACUCGGUGACCAUUGAACAGCCCGAGGGUGGCCUUGCUACCAACGUCGUCGUCAAGACCGACGCGCAGGACCUCGUCGCGCCCAAGGACACGGCAAAGGGCUCCAACAACCUCCAACGCUACAAGGCUCCUGCCAACGCCAUCCAGGCUGCGGAUGACGAGAAGGACGAGCAGACCUCGGCCCUCCCAGCGGACGUGGACAUGGCCGACCUGACUCUUGGCGAGCGCCUCCUCGCUGCGCCCACUGGUGCCCAACCCAACGGCGACGCUGCGGCGCCCGCUGCCAAGGGCGCCACCAACGCAGCCUCGCUCACUCGUCUCCUCGUCCAGGCGCUGCACACCUCGGACCCUGCGCUCCUCACCCUCUGCCUUUCCCAUCGUGACCCGGUCCUCAUCCGUAACACGGUGCGCAAGCUUCCGGUGGACCUCUCGCUGCCUCUGGUCAAAGCGUGUGUCGAGCGCCUCGGCCAGGGCAAGGGCGCCCACCGCCGCGGCGGUGGCCGUGGUGGCAUGCAGAACGAGCAGCAGGGCCGUGGCACUGUGGAGUGGGUCAAGGGCGUGCUCAUCGAACGUGGUCACAUCCUCAUGACCAUCCCGUCCCUUCCUGCCCAGCUCGCUCAGCUCUCCAACCUCCUCGCGUCCCGAAUGGAGCUCUACCAGCCUCUUGUCUCCCUCUCGGGCCGCCUCGACCUUGCACUCUCCCAAAUCGCGCUGCGCCGCCAGGCCGCUGAGGCCAAGGAGGUCGACCAGGGCGACGGCGAGCACUACGUCGAGGGCGAGAGCGACGACGAGGUGCCAAUCGAAGUCGGCGAGGAGGACGAGGACGACAUCGAGGACGUCAACAUGAUGGCUGGCUCGAGUGACGAGGACGACGGCGAUGAGGAUGAGGAUGAGGGGGAUAGCGAGGACGACGACAGCGAGGACCCGCUGGACUCGGAUGAGGAGGGGCUGCUCGACCUCGAGGCCGAGGAGAGCGACGACGACGAGGAUGAGGAGGGCGACUCGGACGACGAGUGA
Molecule: messenger RNA, 2190 nt
Organism: Cutaneotrichosporon cavernicola
Lineage: Eukaryota; Fungi; Basidiomycota; Tremellomycetes; Trichosporonales; Trichosporonaceae
Gene: UTP5
Exons: 6
Coding region: 1-2190 (729 amino acids)
Biological process (GO): maturation of SSU-rRNA from tricistronic rRNA transcript (SSU-rRNA, 5.8S rRNA, LSU-rRNA)
Cellular component (GO): nucleolus
Molecular function (GO): protein binding
Source: RefSeq, a predicted model, not a curated record